This is a messenger RNA of Closterium sp. NIES-65, 1749 nucleotides long. The record is from the annotation of a GenBank genome assembly. Lineage: Eukaryota; Viridiplantae; Streptophyta; Zygnematophyceae; Desmidiales; Closteriaceae.
AUGGAGUCACUCACAAGCCUCGUUCUUGGUGCCUGCGACCUUCAGGAGCUGCCCGGAGACAUCGGGCAGCUCUCGAACCUGGUUUUGCUGAAGCUGUCCAGUAACAAGCUCGUUACUGUGCCCGACUCGAUCGGGCAGCUGGGGAAGCUGAAGAAAUUAAUAUUCAUGGAAUGCAACAGCCUGAUUGAGCUUCCAAAUUCCUUCACCAAUCUCGGCUCCUUGGAAACAUUUUUCAUCCACGGCGGGGCUUCCCUAGUAGACCUCCCUCCAGGCUUUGAAACCCUCCCAAAGCUACGUACUCUCUACCUCUUCAACUGCGUCUUCACGAGCCUGCCAGACAGGUUUGGGGACCUUCCCAGCCUGGAAGUGCUCAGGAUCGGGACAAAGGCAACGUACAGCCCAAAUAGGCUGGAGACCAGGAGCGAAUCAGAUUACGGGCCUGAGCUGGAAGGCGCCUGCGCCCUCCACAUGCUUCCCCAGCCCCUGGUUCGCCUCACAGGCCUGGUAGAGCUCGUUUUGGAGGGGUGUGAGCUGCUGGAGGAGUUGCCGCCAGGCAUGGGGGGGCUGGCCAGCCUAAGAGUGCUCCAUGUUAAGAAUUCCCCUCAGCUGCGGCUCUUCCCGUCGCUGCUCUCCUCGCCCAUUCACAACCCUGCCGGAGAUUCUUCUACUCUCAAGACAGACCUCCCUGCUGCUGCUGCUGCUGCUGCUACUGCUACUGCUACUGCUGCUGCCUCUGAUGCUGCUGCUGCUGCUGCCACUGAUGCUGCUGCUGCUGCCGCUGCUGCUGCUGCUGCCGCUGAUGCUGCUGCUGCUGCCGCUGAUGCUGCUGCUGCUGCCGCUGCUGCCGGUGCUCCCCCAUUUCCAUCGCUGGAGCAGCUGGAGAUAUCUGACUGCCCGCGCCUGGAGAGUCUUCCAGAGGGCCUGCAUCUGCUGCCUAGGCUGGAACUCCUCGCUCUUGAAGACUGCCCCAGUCUAGAGCUCACACACCAGCUCACGCACCAGAGCCCCUUGCCACCACCCACAUCCCCGCCCCCAUCGACCUCCUCCUCCUUCCGUCCUCUGGUUGCGCCCAUCUCCCUUCCGACUUCCAUGAAAACCAUCAUCCUCUCUAAUGUCUUCCAAUUGGAUCUCCUAUCUUCUCUGCAGCAUCUUCACAUCGCUCUCUCCAUCCUUUCAGCACUCCCCGAAACAUUGGGCGAUCUGGUGCAGCUGAGAGUGCUGCUGCUCGAGGAGUAUCCUGCCAUGGCCUCCCUUCCCACGUCCCUCACUAGCCUCACCAAUCUCCAACAACUGACACUCAAUUCACUCCCUUUGCUGACCCACCUGCCCGAGGAUAUCGGGCAGCUUAAAGCUCUGCGCGAUCUGAGUCUGGAGUCGUGCCAAGCGCUUAAAGCCCUGCCGCCCUCCGUCACCCUCCUCUCCUCCCUCGUGCGUCUCACCAUCGUCGAGUGUCCUAAUUUCACCCGCCUCCUGAAUUCCAUCUCCUCUCUCUCCAGCCUUGCCUCUCUCACACUGAAACGGCUUGCAUUCCUCUGCCGCCUCCCCUCCUCUCUCUCCCUCCCAUGCCUUAGAAAGCUCUCCCUGCAAGGAUGCAAGCGCCUGAGGGCCCUGCCCUGCGACUUGGCCAGUUUGUCCUGUCUGGGGGAGGUGGAUCUGGACGGGUGCGUGCAUCUGAAGGAGCUGCCACAAUCGCUUGUGGAUAGAAUGAAUGUGAUUGAAGUGAAGGGUUCUUGGGGAAAGAGCUGGUAA